AUGGGUCCUAUUCGCGUCGGCAUUAUCGGCGUGGCCGGACAGUCCUCCGCCCAGUACACGCCCGGGGAAUGGGGUGUCCACCAUCUCCGUGCAGUCCUGGCCAACACUCGGUACGAGCUCACUGCCAUUUGCAACUCAACCGUCGAAUCCGCCAGCAGAUCAAUCGCCUUCCACCAGCUCGAUGCUAACAAGGUCCGAGCCUACGGCUCAGUUGCAGACCUCGCGGCCGAUCCUCAGGUCGACCUGGUCGUCGUGGCCGUAGACGCCAGCAAGCACGUUCAGCUUGCCCAACCAGUCAUUGAAGCUGGCAAGGACGUUUAUGUCGAGUUUCCACUGGCCCCGAAUUUGAAAGAAUGCGAGCAACUCACCCAGUUAGCAAAAGAUGUCGGCGUUAAGUCGAUUGCUGGCACGCAGGCGCACUCGGACCCCGCCCUUGCGAAGCUCAGGUAUCUGGUGGAGAACGAGAUUGGCAAGAUUGUUUCAACCGUCCUCGUCGGUACUUCUCCGAUAGACAGCAGUGCCGGCUGGCCUGCGAGCGCUGCCACGUUCUUGUCUGUGGAUGGCUACGCCAGUCGUAUCCGGAUCGUGAAUGGUCAUGUUCUUGGUGGGUUUAGCAGCGUCGUUGGACAGUUUGAGGACCUUCAAGCGGUGUACAAGACUCAGUCGCCGACCACUACCCUGCUUGAUGACAAAUUCCAGCCCGUCAAAACCAACUAUCCCGUCACCAGCCCCGACCACGUCGGCAUUCAGGGCGUUUUAAGGUCCGGCGCUCUUGCGAGCAUCCAUUUCCGCGUAACGGCCGCGCCAGUUGAUGAUUGCGGCUUCAGAUGGAUCAUUUCCGGUACCGCUGGUGAAGCCGAGCUGGUCACCAAGCCGGGCUUCUUCCAGACAGGCCUAGAUGGCGCAGUCAUCAGGCUGAGGAAGCGUGGUGAGGAGGCAUCGAAAGAAGUUGACUGGGAUACGGGAUAUUCCGAUGCUGUUGCAGCAGUUGAUGGCUGGACCAAGAGCAUCGCCAGAGUUUAUGCUGCUUUUGCCGAGGGGAGGGAGAGCGAAUACGCCACGCUCGAGACGGCUCUCGAAGUUCACCGAACGCUAGACAAAGCCACCGCUGGCGCUCUUUGGGCUUCCAAGUAA
Molecule: messenger RNA, 1134 nt
Organism: Emericellopsis cladophorae
Lineage: Eukaryota; Fungi; Ascomycota; Sordariomycetes; Hypocreales; Bionectriaceae
Exons: 2
Coding region: 1-1134 (377 amino acids)
Molecular function (GO): nucleotide binding
Source: RefSeq, a predicted model, not a curated record